CGACCCUUCUCGAGUCUGAAGCAUCACCACCACAACCUCAAUCAUCCAAGAGAUGAGUAGUCGCGGCGGGAAACUUGCCCCCGAAGUCAAUCGCGCUCUGUUCGUAAAGAACCUGAGCUACAACGUUACUCCUGAGGAGCUCUUCGACCUCUUUGGAAAGUUCGGACCUAUUCGCCAGGUUCGUCAGGGCAUUGCCGGCAAUACCAAGGGUACAGCUUUUGUAGUCUACGAAGAUGUCAUGGAUGCGAAGCAAGCCUGCGACAAAUUGAACGGUUUCAACUUUCAGAACCGCUAUCUCGUUGUAUUAUAUCAUCAGCCCGACAAGAUGGUAAAAUCUAAAGAGGACCUCGACGCCCGCCGGGAAUCUUUAGCGCAGCUCAAGAAGCAGCACGGCAUCGAUUGACAAUCCGACCGGUCUGUAGGCAACCUGCAGAAGAAGACGCCUUCUUCGUCUGCGGGCCGGUCUUCCUCAUCCUCAUCGUCCUCGUCGACUUCGUCAGAGAUUAAGACAAUCCUACGAAAAGAGAGGUCGCCAGCCAAGGCCACUCUAACCAGUGGGCACACUCCCCCUCGAGCCGUCCGAUUUGCAGAAGGACUACGCGCAGCUCUACCGUCGUUCGCCUAAAACAAAGCGUUAGACGCCGUGCCCACAGAGUGCAUUAUUAUUCUAAACUAUUAACUCUUUCUUCUUUUUUCUUCAUGCCUUGGCUGGCACAUUAGCUUCUUUGUUACCUUAAUGUCAGUAUUUACCGGAUCAGUCACCCCUCAGCAGAGAAAACAAAUCACGAAUGCGAGUCUUUUAUCAACGGAAAUGGAGGAGCGGGUACAGAUUGGGGAGCUGGGAAAUUCAAAGGGUGUUUAUUCGGAAAGUGACGACAUGGCAAGUCACACAUGAACUGCUUUUUUUCGGAAUUUGGGCGGAGCCACCUUUGCGGCCAUGUUUACUAGCGAACAUCUCCUGCCUCCCGAGGCCUUAACCAGAGAAAUCAACAGCAUGUCUCAACAACGCAAACGCAUUUCCACCUUUGGCCAAAUCAACUGAAGCAAGGCGUGGGGAUUCUAUUUUUCCAUUUGAGUGAGCCAGUCUCGAUAUUUUACACAAUUUGCUGCAGCAUAUUCUUUUCUGGCAGCUGAGAAAGACGACUGUCGUUGUGAUGGAUGUUUCUGGCUUUUCACCGUGGCGCGUUGCACUGCGGUACAAUGACGUACGAUAUAUGACGUAGAACAAAAGGAAUCAACUUUGAUGUCGUGACAUUU
Messenger RNA from Trichoderma virens Gv29-8, 1257 nucleotides. RefSeq lists its product as uncharacterized. Gene Ontology annotation, cellular component: nucleus; ribonucleoprotein complex; cytoplasm. Bases 53 to 403 code for a protein of 116 amino acids. The record is from RefSeq and is a predicted model, not a curated record. Gene Ontology annotation, molecular function: mRNA binding. NCBI's taxonomy places the organism in Eukaryota, Fungi, Ascomycota, Sordariomycetes, Hypocreales, Hypocreaceae. The transcript has 5 exons.